AUUUGCAUAUGCAAAAAUUGAACGAAAAUUCAUAUUUAUAAUAUAAUAAAUGGAAGAAACUGGACGUGCAACACCUGCAAGUGGUGGUGGUGGUGGCGGUGGUAGUAAACCGGCAACACCUAUUCCAACACCAUCACCUCCCACAUCAUCAUCAUCAAUGCAAACAUCGACGGCCAAUCAUUCAUCAUCGGCAUCAUCUCCAUCGAUGGUCUCGGUAUCGAUACCGACUUCAUCAUCAGCAGCCACUAGUCAUCAACAGCAACAACAAUCACAAACCCGUUAUGGUGGCUAUGGACCAUAUAGUGGUGGACAAAUGAUGCCUCCACAUCCUGGUAAUUUACAUCAUCCGAAUGCUGGUCCUGUAGGUGGUGGUGGUUAUCCACCACCUCCCCCACAUCAACAUAGUUAUGGAGCACAACCACCACCACAUCAUCAAUCUCAUCAUCAUCCACAUCCUCAUCAUCCACAAUAUUCGCCAAUGCCUCCAAUGAUGAUGCCACCACCUAGUCAAUAUCCUGGCGGUGGUCCUGCUAAUAGACCUCCAGUAUCAAGUGGUGCACCACCAGGCGUAACACCUCCUCCCCCUCCACAACAACAGCAACAAAUGCCAUCAGCAUAUGGAAAUUAUGGUCCACCUCCAUCACAUAGGAUGUCUGGACCUCCACCACCACCACCACCAGGACUGCAUCAUCCACCCCCUGGAUCAUCAACAGGAAAUAUUCCACCAUAUUAUUCAAUGAGACAUCCACAUCCGCAAAUGUCACCUCAUCAACAACAACAACAGGCACAAAUGAAUAAAAAUUAUGUAGGAUAUCCACCACCACAUCCAUCAAGUGGUUAUGGACCACCACCACCACCACCUGGACCACCAAAUCAUCAUCCAAAUUCUUCAAUGUCACCUCAUGGCCAACCUGGGGGACAUCCUCUACAUCCACCACCACCGCAUGGACAUCCACAAUCAAUGCCACCACAAGCGAAUUCACCGGCAUCAAUGCUAUCAGGACCAGGAGUAGGUGGCCAUCAUUCCCCACAUCAUCAUCAACAACAUCCAAAUGUCUAUGGUACGAAUGAAUCUCAACAAUCAUCAGCAGUGGCAAAUUCCGCAUCACAAUCUAAUAAUAAUAAUAGUAUAACCAGUAAUGGUGGUCAUCCACAACAACAACAUCAUCAUCAUCAUCAUCAAAGAUUACAACCGCAGCCUCCACCAAUAAUGGAUGAAGUGAGCCAAACAUCAACGGCAUCAUCACAGGAUCGUGCCGAUGAUUCAUGUGCUUCGGGUGAUAUACAAUCAUCAUCAUCAUCAUCAACACCACAUAAUAGUAAUUCAAAUAGUAAUACAAGUACAGCGACAACAAAUGUCAAUAAUAAUAAAUCGCAUAAUCCAAAAUCUACACAUCAUCCAUCAUCACAAAUGUUACAUCCACAAACGCCAAAUACAUCGAAUCUUGGAUCACCAGGUGCAGCAUCAUUAUCAUCAUUUCAUGAUGAUUUUGAUUCUGUAUCGAGUCCAAGUUGGCCACGAACACCGGCACCAUCGUCGCCGGCAAUCAAUAGUGGAAAUAGUCAACAACAAUAUCCAGUUGGUGGUGAUGCACAUAUUACUGUACAUAAUUCAAAGCGGCCUGACAAUGUACAAAAAUUAUAUGAAAUGUCUGAUGAUCCGGAUCGGAAACCAUUUCUGGAUAAAUAUUUUCAAUUUCUCGAUGAAUGUGGUACACCAUUGAAUCAAGUACCAACUAUAAGUAAAGUACCGGUUGAUCUUUAUCGGCUUUAUAUGUUGGUCAAAGAACGUGGUGGAUAUCAAGAUGUGACAAAGUCAAAAAUGUGGAAAGAUUGCGCCCAAUUAUGUAAUAUUGCCAAUUCUUCAAGUGCAUCAUAUACACUGCGAAAACAAUAUAUGAAACAUUUAUUAGCAUUUGAAUGUAAAUUCGAUCUUGGAGGUAUCGAUGUUGGUUCGUUAUUAUCGGCAGCUGAUGUCGCUAAUGUUAAUCGAAAAAAAUCGACUGCACAAUCAAAAUUAACUAAUUCUGGUCGUUCAACACCAACUACACCACGUCUUUCACCUAAUGAUUCACCUUCCGGUCCGAUGGGUAGUGGUGGUGGUCCACCUGGUCCACCCGGAUCAUAUCAUCCUGGUCAUCAUCCUGGCCAUCCACAACAUCAAAAUAUGCAUCCUGGAUAUCCGCCGCCACCACCACCAGAUAUAGAUCAAAAUAAUUAUGGACCAAAUGGACUGGGAAAUGCAUCUACAUAUCAUCAUCCACAUUCACAACAAGGACCAUACCCUCCACCCCCUCCUCAUCCGGAUUAUCAUCAUCAUAAUUCACAACAACAAACACCAUAUGGUGGACCACCACCACCACCACCACCAAAUACUACGGCCGGUCCAAAUCAUCAUCAUCCACAUCAUCCUCCCCAUCAUCCACAUCAUCCGAAUAAUAUUGGCAAUCAUGAAAGUGUUAGCAUCAAAGAUCCAUUUGCCGAUGAAGAUACUGUUUCAUCCUCAUCAUCAUCAUCACCGGCACGAGUACCAAAAUCAGCGGCCGCUGGACAACAACAACCGCCGCCACCACCGCCACCGGGUCAAUAUGGACCCACAAGACAGCCACAACAUUAUCCAAUGCCAAAUACUACAGGAUCUUUUUAUGGCCAAACAAGUGGUCCACCACCGAAUUCAGGACCACCACCACCACAUGCAAAUAGUGGUUAUCCACCACCACCACCUCUUCCUGAUGGUCCUCCAGCUGUGGGUCAUGGUUAUCCAACAUCAGAUCAACCACCACAUUAUCCACAGCGUUCAAAUUCAGCCGCACCCGAAGGUGCACCACCACCACCACCACCACCAAAUAGUGUUGGUGGUAAUCAAAAUCCAUAUGGAUCACGUAUGACUGCAGGUAUGAAUGGCCCGAUGCACCCACAUGGACCAUAUUAUGGCCAUGGAUCAUAUGGUCCACAACAACAGCCACCAUAUACAACGAAUGAAUCCCAUCCGCCACCACCAUCACCAGCACGCAAUUCAUAUGAACAACAUCAUAGUCAGCCUGGUGGCUAUCCACCACCCCCACCCCCUGGUGGUCAUCGAUAUCCUAUGCCUAAUAAUGCCGGUGGACCAUCCGGUCAAUAUCCAAAUAGAUCACCUUAUGUACAGCCACCACCAUCACAACCACAUCCUCAUCAUAGCUCAUCGAAUGCAAAUGUUGGUUCUGGACCACCACCAGGUCAACCGCCUACUAACAGUGGACCACCACAAUCACAACAACCAUAUCCACCAAAUAAUCCUGGAUCUCAAGAUCCUGGUUAUCCACCACCUCCGCCUCCAGCUGGUAAUAAAACGGCCGAACCAUAUAAUCAGAGUGCCAUACGCAUGCAAAGUCCACUUGCACAACGCCUAUUAGCUGCUAAAUUAUCACAAAAUUCUGCUCAAGCUGCUGCUGCUACUGCUGCUGCUUCCAAUACUACCAGUGGAACAGCAUCACCUGUUGUACCUACAUCGGUAGCUAAUAAUGCUACCGGUACUGGUAAUGGUGGCCAGCAAUCACAACAGCAGCCAAAUAAUUCUACAAAUGCAUCCAAUUCGAACAACAACAACAAUACCGGCAAUAGUAGCAGCAACAACAGCAAUCAGAAUGCAACCCAUCCAUCACAAGGAUUCGCACAAAAUUCAUAUGGACCUACGUCAAAUACAAGUGGUAAUAGUGGAAAUGGAAGCGCAGCUAGUUCACCAACACCUCCAACCAAUUCGGGUAAACCAAUUACAAGUUCAGCAAUGCAAGCACAAACGAAUAUAUCAUGGAUGUCAACGCAACGUUAUCCUCAAUCAAAACGACAUCCGGAUUUUACUAAACAAACGCCAGAUAAUUCUGGUGCCAGUGGCGGUUAUAGUGGAUCACCAUCACAGUAUCCGCCUCCUCCUCCUCCUCAUGGACCACCAUCACAACAUUAUCCGAAUUCCUCAUCAUCUAGCAGUACACAUCUACAUGGUGGCCAUGGUCGUAAUAGUGGACCACCACCUGGAUCAUCUCCACCAAGUGCUGCUGCUUGGGGUGGCCGUGAUAAUUAUCGUAUGCCUGCGGGUCAACAUUCAACUGGUGGUUUUUACCCUCAACAUCCUGGAUACCCAGGAAAUUCAGCUAGUGGACCACGUGAUUCGGUUCCAGGUGGUUGGCACGAUCAACGUAGUGGUCCACCACCACCACCAUCAUCAUCAUCAUCAACUGGAUCAUCAUCUACGCCAUCAAAUGCAAUGGAUUCACCAAUGACAACUGCACAUUGGUCAUCAAAUCGCUAUCCACCUGGUAGCGGUGGUAAUUCCGGUGGGGGUUAUGGUCCAGAAUUCGGUCCACCUGGUUCACAACCACAUUUUCCACCGGGUUCGACACAUCCACCACAAGGGGGUAAAAUGAUGCCACCUGGACAAUAUGGUAUGCGUAAUGUACCGCCACCUACACCACAGCCACAACAAACUGCUCAACAAACAGAUCAACCAUCAUCACGAUCUAGUUUUGGUCAAAUAUCACAUGCUAAUAAUGCCACUGGUAAUGUUGCGAGUGGACCACAUUCAAUGUAUCUUACGGGAGCCGGAUCAAAAAUGCCUCCGUCAAUGAUGAAUUUAGCAUCUCAACCGCCACCUCAUCCAUAUGGAUCUCAAUAUCCACCAACAGGUGGAUCAUAUGGGCCGAGUUCCGGAUCUUCUGCACAUCAUCAUCACCACCAUCAUCAUCAUUCUGGUGCUUCUGGCCAACUAAUGCGUCCACAACGUGGCAAUGAAUUAUCACAGCAGCAGCCACCACCACCACCAACGGCCAUAUUUCCACCUAAUUCUAUCGAAGCAACUGUACCGAUACCAUCAAAACGACGUAAAUUAAUGGCCCGUGAUAUUGCACCGGUAGAUGCAUGGCGUGUUUAUAUGGCACUUAAAUCCGGUCUUUUAGCCGAAUCAACAUAUGCAUUGGAUGUAUUGAAUGUCAUAUCAAAUGAUGAUGUUAGCCUAUUAUUUUUAAGUCUACCAAAUAUGCCUGGACUACUUGACGUUCUUCUUGAACAUUAUCGACGCUAUCUCAAUGAAAUGUUUGAUUCAAUGUUUGAUGAUAUUGAAAUUGGCUAUGAAGAUCGGCAACAACGACAAAAACAAGAAAAACAAUUGUCGAAUGGCAAUCUAAAUGGUGAUUCAAAAUCACGACCAAAUCACGUGAAUUCAAAUCAAUUGAAAUGGUAUGAAUUGGAUCGUGAUCGAAAAAAUCAACAAGAUGAUCUAUUACCAAGUGAAGAUGAUGAUGAUAUUGAACAAUUUCUAAAUCGUAAAUUUAAAUUAAAUGGAAGACCAAAACUUACCCUGUUCCAGGAUCAAACAAAUAACUAUACGAAUGUAACUCGAAAUGGUAAAACGGUCAAAGUGAAAAAGGAUAAGAAUCUUUUCAUUAUGGAUUAUGAUAAACGAUGGGAUCCAAGUGUUAAUGGUUUCAGUACCGGUUAUGAACAUUGGCAAAAAGGUGGCGGUGAAACCACUACACAUAUACAAUCACAUAUGGAACCAAAAGAAAGAUAUCUACGUUUUUGUCGAUUGAUCAAGUAUAAGAAUAAUCAUAGCAACAACAAUGAUGUUAAUGAUAAUGCUGAUGAUGAUGAUGAUGAUGAUGAUGAUGAUGACGAUGUUGAAAUAGUUGUACAAAAUGGUGAAAAUUGUGAAAAUCAUCAUACGAAUGGACAUCGAUCGAAAAUGGAUAAAAAAUAUAUACGAAACGAUGAAAAAGUUGAUGAUAAUAACAGUAAUGAUGGCGAUGAUACUAUUGAUGAUGAUCAAUAUCCAAAAAUUCAUCCAACUGAUCGUGAAAGAUAUUGGAAACGUUUACAUCAACCAGAUUUUGAAGAUGAAUCCUAUGAUCAAGAAGAACCAGCUGUUUGUACUGGUCGUGAAUAUCAAGAUUCGAUUAAAAGUCGAUGUUUAACCGUAUCGAAUCUGAUUAGAAAUUUAACAUUUGUCCCUGGAAAUGAUAUUGAAAUGUGUCGUAGUUCAUGCCUUUUACUUAUUCUAUCACGAUUGAUUCUGUUACAUCAUGUACAUGCAUUGAAAAAGAAACGUAAAAUUUCAGAAAUUGAUUGUACAAAAAUUGCUGCCAAUCGUUUGGAUGAAGAAACAAUGUUCAAUUUGAUAGAUGAGAAAAACGAUUCAGAUGAUCGUCGUUCAGAUAAAUCAGAUUGUAUGAUGGAUUCGGAUGGACCAGAAAAAGAAUGGUGGUGGGAAGCAUUACAUUUGAUACGUGAAAACACAAUGGUCACAUUGGCUAAUAUCAGUGGACAAUUGGAUUUGUCUUCAUUUCCUGAAUCAAUAACACUUGCCUUAUUAGAUGGCCUAUUACAUUGGGCUAUUUGUCCAUCAUCAUAUGCACAGGAUGCAUUUCCAUCGGCACCAAAUACUCUAUCACCACGUCGUUUAGCAUAUGAAGCAUUGUCGAAGCUAUCAAUUUAUGAAUCAAAUGUUGAUCUAAUAUUGGCUACACCACCGUGGACAAGAAUUGAAAAAUUUCUUAAAAAUUUAACCCGUUCACUUGUACGCAAUGAAGAUCAAACUAUACGUGAAUUUUCCAUUGUUCUCAUAUCGAAUUUUGCAACAGCCGAUCCAUCUGUUGUUCGUGUAAUAGCAUUAAGUGGUUAUUCAGUAUCAUUAUUAUUAGGUUUCAUUGAACAAGCCGAACAAAGUGCAUUAAGUAUUGCCAAUGCACAUGGUAUACAAUAUUUACGUGAAAAUUUUGAUGCAAUCGGUACAACACCUGAUAUGGUUAGACGUGCUGCUACAAUUUUACGAACAUUGGCACGUUAUUCUGAAAAUCGUUCAUUAUUUAUACAGCAUGAACAACGUCUUUUAUCAUUAAGUAUGUCACAAAUAUUGGAUACAUCCAUAUCAUCAAUUAUAGCCGAUAUACUAUAUGAAUGUUCAUUUGAGACAAUUAUUAAUAAUAAUAAUAAUAAUAAUUCUAUUAUAACAAAAGAACCAAAUUUAUUGUCACAAGAAAAUGUAUUAUUAAAUUCUACAACAACAACAACAACAACAACAACAACAAUAGCAACAGCAACAACUACUGCUACUAUUAAUGGUACAACUACUUGAAUUUUAUUUAAACAAAAAAAACUAUGCAUUUUUUUCAAAUUCAUUUUAUUAUAUAUUAUAAUAAUAUAAUAU
This is a messenger RNA of Dermatophagoides farinae (American house dust mite), 7177 nucleotides long. RefSeq lists its product as uncharacterized. NCBI's taxonomy places the organism in Eukaryota, Metazoa, Arthropoda, Arachnida, Sarcoptiformes, Pyroglyphidae. The record is from RefSeq and is a predicted model, not a curated record. Gene Ontology annotation, biological process: chromatin remodeling; regulation of transcription by RNA polymerase II; positive regulation of DNA-templated transcription. Gene Ontology annotation, cellular component: nBAF complex; SWI/SNF complex; brahma complex. Gene Ontology annotation, molecular function: DNA binding; nucleosome binding.